Messenger RNA from Knipowitschia caucasica, 1857 nucleotides. The record is from the annotation of a GenBank genome assembly. NCBI's taxonomy places the organism in Eukaryota, Metazoa, Chordata, Actinopteri, Gobiiformes, Gobiidae.
AUGAGGACCACUAUGGCUACGGCAGAGAUAAAGGCGUCCGCAGUAAUCAUCGUGUUACUACAUGGCGUGUUCCAGUCUGUGUUCUGUCGUGACGUGACCCUUCCCGUGGGCCCUCUGUACCGUGUGGCGGGCUUCCCCGUGUCCCUGCGCUGUGUGGUGACCGGGUACGAGGGGCCGCGCAAGCAGGACUUCGAGUGGUUCUUGUACAGAGACGACGCAGGCGGGAGGCAGAUGGGCGUCAUCUCCACACGGGACCCAGGGUUCCCCUACGCUCCCUUCCAGUCGCGGGUGAGGAACGGAGAGGUGAGGGUCGAGAGGGAUUCUGAUGAAAGAGUCCGCCUGGUGAUCCACAGACUGCGCACUGAAGACCAGGGAAAGUACGAGUGCUACACGCCCAGCACAGACUCCACCUACCAGGGCAACUACAGCGGCUCUGUCACUGUCAAAGUCAUUCCCGACACGCUGCAGAUCAGCUACUCUCGCUCUCUCUCGGGACAGCCGCUUCCGGAGGGGGCUGAACUAACCCUGACCUGCUCCUCCAGUAUCCAAUCAGAGCAGCUUACGCAUCUAUCCGUCACGUUUGGGAAGCGCGGCGAAACCGGCGACGAUACAGACAUUAUAUCCAUUGACAAGAUGCUGGGGGUGGUCCCUGGGCGGCCAUACCAGAGGCGCUACGACGAUGGGGAUAUCACGCUGGAGAAGAGGAACGUGGAAGGCGGACAGGACCUCUAUGUGAUGAAGAUGAAAGGCGUGCGGCCAGAGGACAGAGGAUCGUACUACUGCGAGGCCGCCCAAUGGAUCCUGGACCCUGAUCGAUCCUGGCAGAGGAUUGCACAGAGAAAACUGGACAUUGGCAAUUUGACUGUCACUCAACUGGGUGAUAUUCUAAAAGUGGUCCCCUCGCCCCGAGAGGAGGUGACGCUGCAGAUCGGUGCCCCCCUGCUCCUCACAUGUGAGGUCCAGGGACUACCGCCGCAGAUCAACUAUGGAGCUCUGGUUCAGUGGUUGGUCAGUGAUGGCACCCAAAGCAAAGAGGUGGAGUUGGCGCGGAUGACCCCCAGUGGAGUGGUGAGCUGGGGGGACGAGCUGAGUCAGGGCAGGGGCUCGCUGGAGAAAGUGUCCGACGGCCGUUACUCUCUGAAGCUGUUCUCCUCGCAGCCCGCAGACUCCGGCCAGUAUCGAUGCGCGGCCAGUUUUUAUGCUCCGGACAAAAGCCUCGGCCCAUCAGCUGCUCCCAUCUACACCCAGCGCUCAGAGCCGGUCACAGUCAACCUCCGCAUGAAAGACGUGCGUGUGACUGCUGUGGCGCAGCUCCCUCGUGGACCUCUGUUGAAAAGAGGCAACACCAUAACGAUCAUCUGCAACGUGACGGUCCUGUCCCCAGGCCCUGUCCAGGCUCAGGUCCAGUGGGUGCGGUCUCCCCUCCCCCCUCUAGUCCUGAAGAGAGGCGCCCCUGUGGAGGCCCCUACAGGAGCUGAAGUGACUCCGGAGCCGGUGGCCACGCUGCGGCACGACGGCGUGUCUGAGAUCUGGAUGAACAGCAGCGAGGUGAGCGUGGACUGCGUGUCUGUGCGGAGCUUCAGGCUGAGGGUGCACACGGCGCGCUCUGAAGACCAGGGCCUGUACACCUGCCGCGCAGAGGCCUGGGGACAGGACCCCCACGGAGGCUGGUACGACACGGGGGCCAAAGCCGAGUCCAGCACUGUGACUGUUUAUCUCUAUUCUCGAGCUGAAGACCUGCUCCUCAUCCCGCUGGUUGUGGGCGUGGUUUCUGCGUUGUUUGUUGGGAUCCUCAUCAUCUCCACGGUGACCUGCUGCUUCAUGAGGCGUUUGGCCCGACAGAGACCGCAGAAAUAA